Molecule: messenger RNA, 2482 nt
Organism: Danaus plexippus (monarch butterfly)
Lineage: Eukaryota; Metazoa; Arthropoda; Insecta; Lepidoptera; Nymphalidae
Gene: pxb
Source: RefSeq, a predicted model, not a curated record
UGUGGGCAAUGAUUUUGGAUUGGAUUUACAUUAUUUUAUAUAAAGAUAUUAAAGAAAACUGCGUAUGGACGAUAAAUACACUGAUAGUCCUACUAAGGCGUCAUCGUACGCUUAUUGGACAAAUAACGCUCAGUAUGAGGUCUUCAAUACAAAACCUUCCCAAGAGUCUAACUUGAGCGGGAUACUACAUAAUAUUGGAAAUAAAAAUGUUAAUAACAAUAACUUGACGCAGAAAAGGACAAGGAACCAGGAAAACUGUUGAUGACGGUGUUAUAGCAUCAGAGAGUGAUGGAAUAAUAAUAGUGACGAUAGAGAUGAAGUUAGAAAAACGUAUGGAGUGAUGUCGAUGACGAACUUUACAUAGCCAAUAUAAUAAACUAGGACUUCUUCUAAUGAAGUGGAACGCGUCAAACGUGAUACUAGCUAUUCUGUCGUUAGUGAUAACAGCGAGAAGGUUGUGAAUAGUUUUAAGUUAGAUAAGUACGAGAUGUGGGAACUGGAAGAUCUUACGGAGUGUGAUUGUCUUGGACCACCUCCGGAAUUUUUGGUGCCACCACCACCUCGGCCGCCGUUUUUACAAGCAGAUAUUUGUGGUGACGAUCCUAUACCAGAUUUGGAAACUUGCGAUACGGAACCAAAGAUAGACGCCUACAACCACAGCGGCCCUUCAUUUCAGACGUCAGCGGUGAUCGCGCUCUGCUCCAUAGUUCUCGUCGUGGGAGUGCUCAUAGGCGCCAUACUUGUUUGGAAACAUAAACGAAAAGUGACUAACCUUCUGCCAUCAAAGUCCUCUCACAGCCAAAGCGCAGGAUCACAAAGACGAGCGCCACCUCCAGCCCCUUUGUACGAGGACUUACAAGACCUGCCUAGGCGUCCGCCAUUACCUCAUAGACCGGAAAUGGAACCCCAGCUAGAGAUGGUGGAAUCCAAAAGACCGAAUUGCCAACGGGUCUUUGUUUGCGGAACAGGUGGUUCUUGGAGAGGUGGUAAUUCCUGUGGUGGAGAUUCCUGUGGCGCUCCCUUGUAUGAAGAAUUGCCUCAUCGGUCUGACGACUCCAUUCAUAGCGACGACCACUUCGCUGAAGACGAACUCAGUCUCGUUGGUGAAGCGGUACCUUGUCGAACAUGUUCUAGACCGCCUGCUCCACAAUCCUUGCCGCAUCGACAGAGACAGCAGCGAUUGGAUAGACGGCCCAAAUCAUUAGAAAGACGAAGAGGUCAACACAGAAUUCCUCGCCAUAUACAUCCACCUGAUCCUUCGGAAUUCCACGAAGGGGUGUUGUUGGAUGCGUUGCUAAGAUUGUACCCACAAGUUGGUACGGUUGGAGCGAGACCUUCCGGACCAAUGCCAAUAAGCGGCGGAGGAGCUUGGCCCGGUGGUGAACUGCCCGGAGUUAACUGCUGGAGAGCACCGAGGGCUUCUCCUAAACCACCAAGUGGAGAUUCUUCAUUUGGUUCUGAUUCAGGAUACAGUAAUAAUACUUGCGGAACAUGUGGCACUAGAGCGUCGUCGAGACAUCGAUUGUCAGCUGAAAUACCUAUGUCAUGAACAAUAGGAUCAUUUGGACUCGGUGAUGGAAGUGCCAUAACUGUUUCAUUUUGAGUGAUACAUUAAUUUUAUAUAAUUCCAAGCAUUUAUUAGAUUUACUUCUAACGGCCUACUUUCACUGAUAUUCAGUACGGCCUUUUGCCUUCUUCGAUAAUAGUGUUUGUGAAUAUAUAUACGGAACUUAGUGAUAUUUGGUAGUGAUUAUAUUUCUACAGGCCUGUACAAAAGAGGUUCUAAUUAGCUAAAAGUUUUCCGAUUAGAUGACUGUUUUGAUUUCUCUGGCUUUCUGUUAAUCAAUUGGAUAGAAAGAUUUGUACAAAAGUUUUGUGACCAUAUUUAGAUAGUAGCCAUUUUGUCCUAGUAAGUUAUGUCGAGCUAGUCUAUCAAAUUAUAAUAAUUUUUGAUUUUAUGUAAAAAGAUGAAUUGUAAAUCGUGGAAUUUACUUAAUUGUAGAUAUUGUAAAAAUCGUAGGUAUGUUAAGCUAGUUUAGUGACUUGAAUUUUAUAAUCAUAUCACAUUAAAAUUAUCCACAUCACAUAUAUGUAAAUUACACACUAUGUUCUUUUUUACUUCCCAAAAUCUUUCUCACUGGUGCUAUGUAUUCCGAGUAAUUUGUAUUCUUCAUAAGUUAAUUUUACACUUGCCGUGAUUCAAAACUUCAGCUCAUUUCGUUCGUGUACAAUGUAUUACCCAACGAGCGUUUCAAUAUUAUGUUAAACCAGUUAAUUAAAAUUUGUAAAUUAUUUUAUAUUCGACCAUCGAAUGUUGUUCUUGUUUUCUGUUUCAUAUAUUAUUUAAGCGAUAUUUAUUUUUAUACUAUUGUUUCGCAUUGUAUAGAUUCAAAGCAUCCACUAUUAUAAAAUUUUCGGACGAACGCGUCCAGUUUAUAAAUAUGAGAAGCACAAUAAAAUGAAAAAUAAAUAAAUUUUUAAA